CGUUUAAAAAAAACGCUUUAUAAACUGGAUUAUAAAUUCGUUUAUUUUGGAAUGUCUGGCACGGUGACGGGAGAAUGGUGUCCCUGAUGUUAUUGAUACAGUCGAAUGGAUUAUCCCAGAUCAUGUCAUACUUCUGAUAGCCACUGUUUUGUCCACAUGUCGUCAUUAUUUCCUUCCUUGCUGGUCAGGGAACUAACUUACACAGCAGUAAACACACACCCCCAUCCAGCUGGUGACGCUGUUCUGUGUUUCUGGGUUCGUCGCCACUAGAACCAAUGAGUUUUGUAAGAUUCCUUGACUUGAACACGGAAGUAGGAUUGGGAAUGAGUUUGUUUUGAUUUGGAACAUUAUUUUUUUGUGGAGUAAAAGAAAGACCACUGAAUUUAGGACGUGUCGGGGCUCUUUGAUACCAAAGACUCCAUAUUCACUCCUUGCUGUGUGAAAAGUGAAUGUGAUCAGGAGGACCCAUCUAAAUAACCAAAUACUGAAUCCACUGAAAAUGUCUAAACUACAGUCGUUGCGUGUGUUUUUAAAUGAGCGUUUAACGGCGGCUGUUGUAGAGAUAUUCGGGGCAGUUGAGAAAACGGUAGUGGAGUACCAGGAGGAGAAUGAUCGGCUACGGAGACUGCUGCGGAGGACACCGGUGAUACAACUAUGUAGAAUAGACUCCCUGCAGCUCUCUGUCUCUGAAGAGGAGGUUCCCCCUGAGCAGCAGCACUGUGAGCAGGAGUGGAGCCCCAAUCUGGGACAGAAGGACCCAGAGACCAAACAGAUUAAAGAGGAACAGGAGGGAGUCAGGACCAGUCAGGAGGAAGAGCAGCUUCAAGGGCUCUUUGAUACCAAAGACUCCAUAUUCACUCCUUCCUGUGUGAAAAGUGAAUGUGAUCUGGAGAACCCAUGUCAAGAAGCCAUACUCGCUGAACACCCAACUCUCAGUCCACUGAAAACGUCUAAACUACAGUUGUUGAGUGUCUUUUUAAAUGAAUGUUUAACGGCAUCGGCUGCUGUGGAGAUUUUCGGUGCGAUUGAGGAAACAGUAGCAGAGUACCAGGAGGAGAAUGAUCGGCUACGGAGACUGCUGCGGAGGACACCAGAGAUACAACUAUGUAGAAUAGACUCCCUGCAGCUCUCUGUCUCUGAAGAGGAGGUUCCCCCUGAGCAGCAGGACUGUGAGCAGGAGUGGAGCCCCAGUCUGGGACAGAAGGACCCAGAGACCAAACGGAUUAAAGAGGAACAGGAAUCAGGAACAGGAAUCAGGACCAGUCAGGAGGAAGAGCAGCUUCAAGGGCUCUUUGAUACCAAAGACUCCAUAUUCACUCCUUCCUGUGUGAAAAGUGAAUGUGAUCUGGAGAACCCAUGUCAAGAAGCCGUACUCGCUGAACACCCAACUCUCAGUCCACUGAAAACGUCUAAACUACAGUUGUUGAGUGUGUUGUUAAAUGAAUGUUUAACGGCAUCGGCUGCUGUGGAGAUUUUUCGUGCGGUUGAGGAAACAGUAGCAGAGUACCAGGAGGAGAAUGAUCGGCUACGGAGACUGCUGCGGAGGACACCAGAGAUACAACUAUGUAGAAUAGACUCCCUGCAGCUCUCUGUCUCUGAAGAGGAGGUUCCCCCUGAGCAGCAGCAAUGUGAGCAGGAGUGGAGCCCCAGUCUGGGACAGAAGGACCCAGAGACCAAACAGAUUAAAGAGGAACAGGAGGAAGUCAGGACCAGUCAGGAGGAAGAGCAGCUUCAAGGGCUCGUUGAUACCAAAGACUCCAUAUUCACUCCUUCCUGUGUGAAAAGUGAAUGUGAUCAGGAGGACCCACUUUGGUCCUUGACUCUUCCCCAAACCCAGACUGUGGAGAACAGAGAGAGUGACUCUAAACCAGUGGAUCUCACACAUUUUGUCACUGUGACCCACAUUAAGGGUCUCAACAUUCCCUGUGACCCUCCAGAUAAUCAAAACAUUGCCUGCAGCCACAGUACAGCCGUAAGCAAUGACCCAGUAGGACUUGACAGCAGCCCACCAUUGGAUCCCAGCCCAUUGGAGAAACACUGUUCCAAACUCAGCACCACAUCUAGAAAAACUAGCCACUGCCGUGACUGUGGUGAAAUGUUUGCUCUGAAAGCUGAUCUGCAGAGGCAUGUGACUCUCACCAAGAAGAGACUCAGUGAAUGCAGCUUCGGCAAUAAACACUACAACUCCACCUGUAAACUGAAGGCCCAUGUCAGGCUCUGUCAUGGUGGUAAACCCUGCACCUGCCCUGUUUGUGGAAAGACCUUCAAAUACAAAGGAGAUCUAUCCAGGCACAUGAGGAUUCACAAAGGAGAGAAACCCUUUAUCUGUGGUGACUGUGGGAAAAGAUUCAGUCAGAAGGGGAACCUAACUGAACAUGUACUGAUUCACACAGGAGAGAAACCUUUUAGCUGUGGUGACUGUGGCAAAAGCUUCAGUCAGAGGGGACACCUUACUGUUCAUAAACUGACUCACACAGGUGAGAAACCUUUUAGCUGUGGUGACUGUGGGAAAAGUUUUAGUCAGAAGGGGAACCUAAGCAUUCAUAAACUGACACACACAGGAGAGAAACCUUUUACCUGUGGAGACUGCGGGAAAAACUUUGGGCUCAAGCGACACCUAACCAUGCAUAAACUGACUCACACAGGAGAGAAACCGUUUAGCUGUGGAGACUGUGGAAAAAGCUUUAAUCGCAAGGAGGUCUUAACCAUGCAUAUACGGACUCACACAGGAGAGAAACCAUUUAUCUGUGGUGACUGUGGGAAAAGCUACAGGCAUAAAGGGUCCCUUAAGAUACAUAUAUUUUCUCACACAGGAGAAAAACUCUUUACCUGCGGUGACUGUGGGAAAAGCUUCAAUAAGAGGGGGAACCUAAACAUGCAUUUACGGACUCACACAGGAGAGAAACCAUUUAGCUGUGGAGACUGUGGGAAAAGCUUCAAUCAGAGAGGGAACUUAACCACGCAUAUACGGACUCACAGCAGAGAUAAUUCCUUUCGCUGUGGUGACUGUGGGGAAAACUUCGAUGAGAAGGGGCACCUAACUGAACAUAUACGGACUCACACAGGAGAGAAACCAUACAGAUGUGGUGACUGUGGGAAAAGCUUCAUUCAGAAGGCGGACCUAAGGAGGCAUAUCCUGACUCACACAGGAGAGAAACCACAUGGCUGCUCCGUCUGUGGUAAAGGAUUCACUCAUAAAUCUCAUCUGCUGAGGCAUGUGGAUAAAAUCCACAAAGGAAGAAAACAGGACAGAAACUGAAAGAGUAAAGAACAUUCGGACAAAGAGAUUAUCUGUCAGGUUAGUGAAUAAAAAGGCAGGAUGUGGACAAAUCUCUUAGGAAGCAACAGUGAUGUGGCCCUCAUCAAAUAUGCAGACGACAUGGCUCUGGUUGCUUGCCUGGAGGUCAAGUCCAUCUCCAGAUACUCCCAGUCCAUUGACUGCCUCUUGAUGUGGUUUGACAGUAGCUUUCUUGACCUCAACGUCACCAAGAAUAAAAAAACUGUGCCUUGGAGGAAAAAAAGCUGGGAAAUGGAAGCCCUUCUCUCGAGCUUGUCACUAUGGAACGAUGUGGAGCACACAUUUUAAAUACUUUGGGACAAUUUUAGACCACAAACUGACCUCAUCUACAAAAAGGCAAGGCCGUUUCUUUCCCUACUUAGUAGUAUGACAUUUUAAUGCAAGCAAACUCACGCAAACUCACACGGAUCGUGGUCCACAAAUACCAGAUUGAGUGUUCUUAAUUACAGUUCUGGUACCUCUCAGUGAUGUUUAAUUUUUUUGUUUAAUUUUGACAUGUAAAUGUUUAAUGUGUUUGUGUAUGUUUUAUGUCUGUUUUCAUACUUUUAUUAUAACUCAGAGUGCCAGCGACACAUUUGCAUUCAGUUUCAACUUAAUGGAAAAUAAAGUUUGUCUCGUCUGAUUA
This is a messenger RNA of Oncorhynchus keta (chum salmon), 3923 nucleotides long. RefSeq names its product gastrula zinc finger protein XlCGF57.1-like. Bases 500 to 3259 code for a protein of 919 amino acids. The transcript is spliced from 4 exons. Gene Ontology annotation, molecular function: RNA polymerase II cis-regulatory region sequence-specific DNA binding; DNA-binding transcription factor activity, RNA polymerase II-specific. Gene Ontology annotation, cellular component: nucleus. NCBI's taxonomy places the organism in Eukaryota, Metazoa, Chordata, Actinopteri, Salmoniformes, Salmonidae. Gene Ontology annotation, biological process: regulation of transcription by RNA polymerase II. The record is from RefSeq and is a predicted model, not a curated record.